This is a messenger RNA of Aspergillus japonicus CBS 114.51, 1576 nucleotides long. Its product is annotated as isopenicillin N synthase family dioxygenase. The transcript has 7 exons. Gene Ontology annotation, molecular function: dioxygenase activity. The coding region runs from base 266 to 1396 and encodes 376 amino acids. The record is from RefSeq and is a predicted model, not a curated record. Lineage: Eukaryota; Fungi; Ascomycota; Eurotiomycetes; Eurotiales; Aspergillaceae.
UGGUCACUCCAGCAUCAGAAACCCUGUUCUGAUCUCGGCGACCUGCGCGGCACUUAUCCGCGGAGACUCCCUAUAGAUACGGGCGAGAUUUCGGGUGGGUUUUGGCUAUCGGACAUCGUCGGAGCCAGCCAUAGACCCAACGACCCAACGUCUUAUGCAUGACAAUACCUAGUCCUGUAUAAGUUCCCGACUUACUCUUCAGUCUUAUCAACAGAUCUGCCACAGAAUCAACUUUCUCAUUCAAGCUUGCUUUCAACUCACCACCAUGGGAUCUGAAUUCGCUAUCCCCGACGACCCCGAUCGGGUCUUCUUCUACUCCUCCCAGGGCCGCGAGUCCCGCCCAAUCCUUCGAGGAAAGGAUGCAAAGACAACAUUCGAUUCGAUACCCGUCAUCGACGUGUCGUCGAUUAUGUCGGACAACUUAGAGGAGCGCAAAAGGCUGGCUGCGGCAGUGGAUCGUGCGGCUUCUGAAGUGGGCUUUUUUUAUUUCGAUAACCCGCCCGUUGACACGAGAAAGAUGGAUACAGCAUUUGCCGCCAUCAAGAAAUUAUUUGCUCUGCCUUCUAAAGAGAAAAUGAAAGUCCACGUCAACAACAGCCCAAAUGGCAAGGGUUAUGCCUUUCGAGCUCAGGAAGAGGGCCAUAUCACCAAUGAGAGUUUCGGGAUGGGCAAUGACUACACGGAGCCCGAGCAGGCAGCCACCAGCGGUGGUAUGACGAGCACUAUCCCGCUGAACCGGUGGCCCGACGAAGCCUUGCCGGAGUUUCGCGCCGCGAUCUACGAGUACUGGAAAGAAGUCCAUGCAUUUUCCCGCCGACUGGUCGGCAUUUUCGCCCUCGCCCUUGGUCUCGACGAGCACGCGCUGGACCACAUGUUCCAAGAGCCGCUGACGGAUGUCACCAUCCAACACUACUGCAAGCACCCCAGCGACUCGUACAAGCCUGUCCUGACACCGCACUCCGACUAUGGCGCCUUCACUUGCCUUCUGCAAACGGAGGUCGGCGGCCUAGAAGUCCUCAACGCCAAUGCAAUCUGGGUACCCGUCCCACUGCGUGAGCACGCCUUCGUCAUGAACACCGGAAGCCACUUUGAGAUUCUAUCCAACGGUCGGUGGAAAGCGACGGUGCAUCGAGUGAGCGGCCGGGGCGACAUCGACCGCUACUCACUCCCGUUCUUCUGGGGCUUUGACCCGACCACCGUCGUGACGCCGCUGGAGAAAUUCCGCGGGGAAACGAAUCUGGAGCCCGAACUGGCCGGUCGGGAGUUUGCGAAGGGCACGUUCAGCACUAAGCCUGAUCAUCCGGUUGUUGCGGAGAUGAAAGCGCGGGGUCUCGAGUUUGAGGAUUAUUGCUAUGCGAAUCUCUUGCAUGGGAAGGACCCAUGGGUGAAGGGAUGAGAGGGUUAGUUACCACUGUAUGUGGUGGUCGGCUCAUAUGUUGAAGGUUGUGGUGGCAUUCCUCUAGGAGAGCAUUCGUUAUUUAUUCUCAUAUAUACAUUCAGUUCAUAUAACCCAGAAAGAGGCGCCUGCCUGUAUGUCCUAGCCUCGGGCAUAAAAGGUAAAACUCGAGAUUAAUAC